Molecule: messenger RNA, 603 nt
Organism: Zygotorulaspora mrakii
Lineage: Eukaryota; Fungi; Ascomycota; Saccharomycetes; Saccharomycetales; Saccharomycetaceae
Product: pyridoxal 5'-phosphate synthase
Exons: 1
Coding region: 1-603 (200 amino acids)
Cellular component (GO): nucleus; cytoplasm
Source: RefSeq, a predicted model, not a curated record
AUGUCGUGUGUUCAACAAUUUCCGCAGCAUCUUCUAGAUCUAGUCAAAACAUCCAAAUACGUGCAUGUGGCUACCUGUUCUACAGAUUGCAUUCCAUCGGUCAGUCUUAUGAACUAUAUAUAUGUUCCCGGAGAACGUUCUUUUGCCCCAGAGGACCGGUCGUGCGACUACAUUGUAUUUGCCACGCUAAAUAACACUGAAAAGUAUCAAAACAUUAUUUCUAAUCCGAUCGUUUCUCUGCUGUUUCAUGAUUGGAUCACAGCGAAGAAUUUAUCGUUGAAAAAACGGUCUCUAUCAAAGUCAUCAGCCUCAGAUCAAGAAGAGGUUGCGGAAGGAUCGGGCACGUCUCAUUCAAGUAAGCUGCUGAACCUUUUGCAAGAGUUGAAUCAAUCUGAAUUAUUUCAAAUGAGUGCCACCAUUCGAGGUCACGCAGCAGUUAUAGCACCAAACAGUGAAGAAUCAUCACAUUACAAAAAGCUACUGCUAAGGACUAACCCAGAUGCUCAUGUCUUCAUUGAGGACGCCAAGACAGUAAUCAUAAAAGUCAAAAUUCAAAGUGCGAAGGUUACGGACUCUGAGAAUAACACGAGCAUUUAUACUUGA